Molecule: messenger RNA, 1423 nt
Organism: Suncus etruscus (white-toothed pygmy shrew)
Lineage: Eukaryota; Metazoa; Chordata; Mammalia; Eulipotyphla; Soricidae
Gene: MRPS35
Product: mitochondrial ribosomal protein S35
Exons: 8
Coding region: 30-992 (320 amino acids)
Biological process (GO): mitochondrial translation
Cellular component (GO): mitochondrial small ribosomal subunit
Molecular function (GO): structural constituent of ribosome
Source: RefSeq, a predicted model, not a curated record
UGUGCCGUUCCGCUCUCCGUCUUCGAGUCAUGGCGGCCUCCAUACUGCCGUCAUGGCUCUACCUGCGAGCAGGGGCCGGAGCCCUGCGCGCUUUCUCCAGCGACGCCGCCGUUCGGAAACCAGGCCCGCGGGCACCAGGAAGAACUUCGAGACCUGACAGGCCUCUCAGGAGAAAGGCGCUGCCUCCGAGGACAGAGAAAAUGGCUGUUGACCAGGACUGGCCAAGCGUGUACCCUGUGGCAGCUCCAUUUAAGCCCUCGGUCGUCCCUCUUCCUAUUCGAAUGGGUUAUCCUGUAAAAAGGGGUGUGCCAAUGGCAAAGGAGGGAAAUCUGGAACUUUUAAAGGUCCCAAAUUUUCUUCAUCUGACGCCUGUGGCAAUUAAAAAGCACUGUAGUGUUCUUAAAGAGUUCUGCACCGAGUGGCCAGCUGCUCUGGACAGCACUGAAAAAUGUGAGAAGCAUUUUCCCAUUGAAAUCGAAACAGCAGACUAUGUUUCAUCAGGACCGUCCAUUCGGAACCCCAAAGCGCGUGUGGUCACCUUGAGGGUUAAACUUUCCAGUUUGAAUUUGGAUGAUCAUGCAAAGAAAAAAUUAAUCAAACUUGUCGGAGACCGGUACUGCAAGACCACAGAUUUGCUUACUAUCAGGGCAGACAGGUGUCCCUUAAAGAGACAGAAUAGUGAUUAUGCAAUGUAUUUACUAACAGUUCUGUACCACGAAUCUUGGAAAACGGAAGAAUGGGAGCAGAGUAAGACUGAGGCUGACAUGGAGGAGUACAUGUGGGAGAACAGCCCAUCUGAGAGAAGCAUUGUGGACACUCUCCUCCGGAUGAGGCCGACUGACAAGGGCCCGCACACCCGGGAAGAGCUCCUGGACUCCCCGGAAGUGGGCGAGUAUAGACGGUGUGUCGUCAGUCUGAAGAACCAGGGCGACAGUGAGCAGGCUCUCUUGCAGUACAAAGAAUCAGUGAAGAGACUCUUGAGUUUGACGUGACGUUUGCUGAGAAAUUGCUGUCAUCCACUUAAUAUAAAGUUGAAAUUAUUACUGAAGGGGCUUUGUUCUCUGUCACCGUUCAGACUCCAUUGUGUGCUGUGGCACCUCGCUGGUGGUUAUUACCAAAUCUAUAGCAGAUGCCAACUCAACAAGAAGAGGGGCCUGAGUGCCCCUGUGGCUCUUGCUCGAAGUUAAGUUCCACAGAGUGGUAGGUGCUCAUCUCUGAGUGCUCCAGGCAGAUGGGGAACAGCUGCUCCUUGGGUGGGGGCACUUAGCACUGUGGGACUCAGCAAGAGUCAAAGCCUGGACUCUGAGGAGAUCAGGGAGCACAUGAAUGUCCUGAGGUACGCCCUUCAUUGUGUCUGUAUCACCUAUGCCAUCAACAACUGAGCAAGUGACUGUGGUGAGGUCACAAUAAAGGAGUGGAUGCA